This is a messenger RNA of Musa acuminata AAA Group (dessert banana), 3056 nucleotides long. RefSeq names its product aluminum-activated malate transporter 9-like. The transcript has 8 exons. The record is from RefSeq and is a predicted model, not a curated record. Gene Ontology annotation, biological process: malate transport. The coding region runs from base 9 to 1595 and encodes 528 amino acids. Gene Ontology annotation, cellular component: plant-type vacuole membrane. Lineage: Eukaryota; Viridiplantae; Streptophyta; Magnoliopsida; Zingiberales; Musaceae.
UUAGGAGAAUGAAUGGAAGCAGAAGCAGCAACAAGGUCGACGUGAGCUUGUCACCCAACGCCGUACUGCCUGAGUUCGUGAAGAAGUCGAGCAAGGAGAGCUCGCUGCUCACCAAAUGCAUUCGAGAUGUGUUGGAGUUCGCGGAGGAGGACACCGACAGGGUGACCUUCGCGCUGAAGGUUGGUCUCGCCAUGCUUCUCGUCUCCCUGCUCGGACUAAUCCAGCGGCCCUUCGAGGUCUUUGGCACCAACAUCCUCUGGUCCAUCCUUACCGUCGGCAUCAUGUUCGAAUACACUGUAGGUGCAACCUUGUACCGGGGAUUCAACCGAGCCGUCGGAAGCUUGUUCGCCGGCAUCUUCGCAAUCUUGGUCAUCGGGAUAUCCACGAGCAGCGGCCGUUUUGUCGAGCCAUUUGUUGUUGGCUUCAGCAUCUUCCUCGUAGGAGCUGCGACUUCCUUCGUGAAGCUGUGGCCUUCAUGUGUCCCCUACGAGUAUGGCUUUAGAGUCAUCCUCUUCACUUACUGCCUCAUUGUAGUCUCCACCUAUCGCAUGAGCAACCCGAUGAGGACCGCCAUGGAGCGCCUGUACUCGAUCGCGAUCGGAGCGGCGGUCACCGUCGGCGUCAAUCUACUCGUCUUCCCCAUAUGGGCCGGCGAGCAGCUGCACGAGGAGCUUGUUAACAGCUUCUAUUGUGUCGCCGAGUCGCUCGAAGAAUGUGCGAGGAAGUACUUGAGCGGCGAUGGCUUAGAGCACACGGAGUUCUGCAAGAGGGUGGUCAUCGAUGAAUUCCCUGACGACCCUGCGUGCCAUAGAUGCAGAGCGAUACUGAACUCAUCCGCGAGGAUCGAGUCUUUGGCGAAUUCGGCGAAGUGGGAGCCGCCGCACGGCAGGUUCAGGCACUACUACGGUGCUUGGUCGGAGUACGUCAAGGUCGGAGCCGUGCUCCGGCACUGUGCCUACGAAGUGAUGGCGCUCUACGGCUGUUUGCGUUCGGAGAUACAGGCACCGAUCGAGCUUCGAGUCACAUUCCAAACAGAGAUCCUUGAGGCAACAGUCGAAGCAGCAGAGCUGCUCCGCGGCUUGGCGAAUGAUCUCGGCAACAUGAAGCAUAGCGUUCGAGUGAGCCAACUCAUGCGUGUUCGUGUCUCCACCGAUCGUCUUCAGCGAUCCGUGGACCUGCACUCUUACCUCCUCAACUCACAUGGUUUCCCUCACAAGCCGACCGGUAAAGAUUGUUCUCAUGGAUCUGGAUCUGAUCCAUCCAGCAAACUACACCGCGAGGCUGAACGCAGUCCGGCGACUGCACAACCGCAGACCCGGACUUAUCAUGAGACCAUGAAAAAGCAGCAGAGGAGGCUGUACUCGUGGCCAUCGAGGGAGGUGGAUGAGCUGGAAGAAGAAGACGGAGGAGGUGACAGGGCCGAGCUGAUCACCAGGAUGCGUGCGUUGGAGAGCACUGCAGCUCUCUCGCUUGCCACCUUCGCCUUGCUGCUCAUCGAGUUCGUCGCUCGCCUCGAUCACCUGGUCGAUGUAGUCGAGCAACUCGCUGCAACUGCAAAGUUCAAGCAACAGGCGGGCUUAGAACGUACAAAAUAACAUUAAAAGAAAAAAGGAAAAGGCUAUGAUCAUUAAGCAAAAUCCAACAUCUUGCUGUUGACCAUAAGCGGAUGCAACUUAUUCUUAUGCAUCGAGAUCGUUGAUCCAAAACAAUUAAAAGUCCAAACCAAUGAUAAUACACCUAAUGAAUGCUAUAAACCACCUCAGUUGACUUUUAUCAGACUGGAAUUUGGGAUACAUUCAUGCAAGGCAUGGGUUACAAAGUUCGGAUUUGGACUACAGAGGACCCUCUGCUCCUACCCGUUCCUGUCGGAACCGUCUCACGGCGCUCCGGUGCUGGGUCCCCUUGUGGGACCAAAUCUGCGUGCUCUGAUCACAGGUCAGGUAGUUUGUCGUAACGGGUCGCCUGGAGGGCAUCGCUCCAUGUUUCGUACACGCGAUCGCAUUAGCAGGAGAUCAAAGACAAAUCUCGGGCGCGGGCGCGGCGAUCUCCCCAACGAAGAAGGGCUCUGCUCGAAUGUGGUGGUAAUUUUGGGAGGUGGAAGCCAUGGCGCAGGUGUGGCGACGCGAUCCAUCCAAGUCUCUGUCGCCUUUCGCCAUCGGGCUCCGGAUCCGGGGACGCGAGGAGCCAUCUCCACGAGCUCAGGCCUUCGACGCUACCCCCGAGGUUCUUCCCCCAGGAAAAGUAGCAGAGGAUCGAGAUAAGCAGCUGUUGCCGUGGCAAGGCCGCUCGCUCGUUCCGAUGCCGGUGUUCUUCCUGUCUUCCCGGAUGACAUAUUAAAGAUGUUCACCUAUCGGAUUCCAACCUCUCAACUGUCUUUUCCGUUUUUUCCUCUUUCCCUUUUCCUUUUAUUUCAUGUCGAAGAUUGCUCGUCUCCAGUGCAUUAUGUGCUUGCCAUUUCUUUCAUUUCAGUGGGCUUUUAAUCAUUAUAAUCUUGUUAAAGAUUAUUACAAAUUGAAGACGAUUAAUUGGUUGCAGGAAGAAGGGUAUUCAGCAAUUUGGGGAAGUUCCCAAGGGAUUGUGGUCUAAGCCGAACUAAGAUAGUCUGCACCAUCAUCGGCCCAUCGACCAACACAAAGGACAUGAUAUGGAAGCUAGCUGAGGCUGGCAUGAAUGUUGCUCGGUCGAACAUGUCGCAUGGAGACCAUGCAUCUCAUCAAAAGUCAUCGAUCUCAUGCUUGACACCAAGGGGCCUGAGGUUAGGAGUGGUGACUCACCACAGCUGAUUACCUUAACAAGUAGACGAGAAUUCACUUUUGAGAUAAAAGGAGGAGUUGGCUCAGAGACGUGUGUUAGUGUCAGCUAUGAUGACUUCGUUAAUGAUGUACAAGUUGGUGGCAUGCUUCUUGUAGAUGGCAAGUAAAAAUGUCUGGAGGAAUGAUGUCUCUAUUGGUUAUGUCAAAAACUGAGGAUUCUGUCACGUGUGAAGUCGUUGAUGGGAUAGUCCAGGAGGCAUCUGAUUGUUAGAGGAAAGAGUGCAACCUUGCCAUCCAUCACAG